This is a messenger RNA of Nicrophorus vespilloides, 648 nucleotides long. RefSeq lists its product as uncharacterized. The transcript is spliced from 2 exons. Lineage: Eukaryota; Metazoa; Arthropoda; Insecta; Coleoptera; Silphidae. The record is from RefSeq and is a predicted model, not a curated record. Bases 80 to 544 code for a protein of 154 amino acids.
AGGUCAGCUUCCAGUGUAUAAAACCUCCGCGGACGCCCAGCAGAAGUAUCAAUCGCAAACAACAAACAAUCCAAUCAACAUGAACACUUUCAUCGUAGUAUUCGCUGCUGCUUUGGCUUUGGCCAACGGUGGAGUCAUUGCUCCAGUUGGAGUAGUAACUCAGACCAUUGUCGCCCCAGUCGUUAAGAGCAGUUUGAUCCAAGGGCCAAGCACCAGCACCCACAUCGUUGGACCAGAUGGUAGCCAAAUCAUCGCCAACGCCCCAGGAGCCACCAUCCACACCUCCGAGCAUGUAGGAGCAGUCAGUGAAGUCGUCGCUCCAAUUGCCCCAGCUGUAGUCGCCAAGACCAUCGUUGCUGCCCCAGCUUUGGUAGCUGCUGCUCCAACUUUCUACGCUGCUGCUCCAGCUCUCAUCGCCUCUCCAGUCCUCCCCAACGGAUACCCACUCUUGGCUCCAGGCUCCGGACUCGAAGGACAAUACGUGCAAGACAUCAACGAGAAACUCUACGAUGACGGCUCUUACAAAGGUGAAAUCUACGCUUAAACUCAACCGUUUCCAUGUACUGAUUCAUUCUUGCGUAUGAUGGUUUUUGUAAAUUUUAACUUAAUUUUAAGGUUUAUAGAAAUCAAUAAAUAAUUUUAUUUGUA